GGGCGGGCGGCAGCGGCGGCUCCUGCGGGGCUCGCUCCCUCGCUCGAUGCGCGGUGCGCGGCCGGCCGCGGGGCUUGCGCAGGUAGGCGCGCCGCCGCCGCUCGGCGCACGGCUUCGCCCGGCCCCCUGCACUUUUUUACUGCUCCCACCACUUUUUUUUCCGCCUUCUUACUAUUAUUUUUCCUGUUCCUCCUCCGUGUGGGCACUAGGGGCGGGGGGUUUUCUCGUCCUCCUCCCCGCGCUGAGCGCCUCUCUCCCUCUCCCGGCAGCGCGGCGGCGGAGCGGAGCGGUGAGCGGCGGCAGCAUGCGGCGGCCGGGGGAUGUCUGAGGCGGGCGGUGCGGCGGCGGCCGCGCUGCCCCGGCGCCGCUCCGGAGGCAUGCGGGCGGCCUGGGGCUCCGUCUGGUGCCUGUGCCUGGCGGCGGCCGUCGGCGGGAUGCCGGCGGCAAGGCGGCAAGGCGGCGGCAAGGCGGCGGCGGCGAGGAGCGGCGGGCAGCCGGCAGAAUACUUGAGGAGCGAGACCGCCUUUCUGGAAGAGUUGGUGUUUGGAAAUGGAGAUACCAUUGAACUUUCCUGUAACACCCAAGGCUCUUCUGUGUCUGUUUUCUGGUUUAAAGAUGGUAUUGGAAUUGCACCUACCAACAGAACUCAUAUUGGACAAAAACUGUUGAAGAUAAUCAAUGUGUCAUAUGAUGACUCAGGGCUGUACAGUUGCAAGCCGAGGCAUUCCAACGAGGUCCUGGGAAACUUUACAGUCAGAGUUACAGAUUCCCCUUCGUCAGGUGAUGAUGAGGAUGAUGAUGAUGAGUCAGAAGAUACAGGUGUCCCCUUCUGGACCCGGCCAGAUAAGAUGGAGAAGAAGCUGCUGGCAGUUCCCGCCGCCAACACCGUUCGUUUCCGAUGUCCGGCGGGUGGAAACCCAACUCCUUCCAUCUACUGGCUGAAAAAUGGCAAGGAGUUCAAAGGGGAGCACAGGAUUGGGGGCAUUAAGCUGCGACACCAGCAGUGGAGCCUGGUGAUGGAGAGCGUUGUGCCGUCAGACCGAGGGAAUUACACCUGCGUCGUGGAGAACAAGUAUGGCAACAUUAGGCACACCUACCAGCUCGAUGUGCUAGAAAGGUCACCCCACCGACCAAUCCUGCAAGCAGGACUCCCUGCCAACCAGACUGUGGUGGUAGGGAGCAAUGUGGAAUUUCACUGCAAGGUCUACAGCGAUGCCCAGCCUCACAUCCAGUGGCUGAAACACGUGGAAGUCAAUGGCAGCAAAUAUGGGCCCGAUGGCACCCCGUAUGUCACAGUGCUGAAGUCUUGGAUCAGUAAAAACGCUGAAGCCGAUGCUAACCUAAAUCUGUUCAAUGUGACAGAACAAGAUGAAGGAGAAUAUCUGUGUAGAGCCAACAAUUUCGUAGGCAUAGCCGAAAAGCCAUUUUGGCUCCACAUUCGCAAACCAAAACCAGCCGAGGAGCUCAUGGAGAUGGAUGAUUCGGGCUCAGUGUACACUGGCAUUCUCAGUUAUGGCACUGGCUUUUUCCUCCUUCUCCUGGUGCUGGUCUUGGUGAUUGUCUGGAGGAUGAAAAUGCCAAACAAAAAAGCCAUGAACACCCCCACUGUUCAGAAAGUCUCCAAAUUCCCACUCAAGAGACAGGUAACAGUGUCGCUGGAGUCCAACUCUUCCAUGAAUUCCAACACGCCCCUGGUCCGGAUCACGCGCCUCUCCUCCAGCGAUGGGCCGAUGCUGGCCAAUGUUUCCGAGCUGGAACUACCUCCAGAUCCAAAGUGGGAAUUGACGCGGUCUCGCCUGACCUUGGGGAAGCCGCUUGGCGAGGGGUGUUUUGGCCAAGUGGUGAUGGCAGAAGCAAUUGGGAUUGAUAAGGACAAGCCAAACAAGGCCAUCACAGUUGCUGUCAAGAUGCUAAAAGAUGAUGCCACAGACAAAGACCUUUCUGACCUGGUCUCUGAGAUGGAAAUGAUGAAAAUGAUUGGGAAGCACAAAAACAUUAUUAACCUUCUUGGUGCCUGCACACAGGACGGACCACUCUAUGUGUUGGUGGAAUACGCGUCAAAGGGGAACUUGCGGGAAUACCUCAGGGCACGCCGCCCACCUGGCAUGGACUAUUCCUUUGACACCUGCAAGCUGCCCGAGGAGCAGCUGACGUUCAAGGACCUGGUUUCCUGUGCCUACCAGGUGGCACGGGGCAUGGAGUACUUGGCAUCUCAGAAGUGCAUUCAUCGCGACUUGGCAGCCAGGAACGUGUUAGUCACUGAAGAUAAUGUGAUGAAAAUAGCUGAUUUUGGCCUCGCUAGAGACGUUCACAACAUUGACUAUUACAAGAAAACCACCAAUGGUCGGCUGCCUGUGAAAUGGAUGGCUCCAGAAGCCUUGUUUGACCGGGUCUAUACUCACCAGAGCGAUGUCUGGUCUUUUGGCGUGCUACUAUGGGAGAUCUUCACUUUGGGAGGGUCUCCAUACCCAGGAAUUCCUGUUGAGGAACUCUUCAAGCUCUUGAAGGAAGGCCAUCGGAUGGACAAACCCGCCAACUGCACCCAUGAUUUGUACAUGAUCAUGCGGGAGUGCUGGCACGCCGUCCCCUCGCAGCGCCCCACCUUCAAGCAGCUGGUGGAAGACCUGGACAGGGUCCUCACUGUGACAUCCACCGAUGAGUACCUGGACCUCUCGGUGCCCUUCGAGCAGUACUCGCCGGCCGGCCAGGACACCCACAGCACCUGCUCCUCAGGGGAUGACUCGGUCUUUGCACAUGACCUGCUGCCCGAUGAGCCCUGCCUGCCCAAGCACCCGCCCUGCAAUGGCGUCAUCCGGACGUGAGCACCCCCGGGGCACAUGGACAGACAGACGGACAGACGGGCAGGUGGGCAGUGUGCCCGUGGAGGCUCGAGUGUGGGGCACCGAGCAUGAAACCGUACUGAAGGAUCUCCCAGUGGAACUGUGUGAUGGUGCCUGGAGAUUUGUGUUGUUGACAAGCUGUUCAGGGUAAAAAAACAAAACAAAACAAGAAAAAAAAUUAACCUUUUUUUUCUAUAAUUUUUUAAAUUUUUUUUUUCCCCUAUUGCUGUAUGAAAAGUCAAGAAGCACUGUUUGGCCUGAAGGAACUAAUUUCUUGCCAAGAUGAUCUAUCCUAGAUGAUUUUUUGUUUGUUUGUUUUUUUGUUUACUUUCCAUUUUUGUUAGGGAUUUUUCCUUUACUACGCAGAAUGUUGAACCUGGGGGGUGCUGACCUCCCAGCCUCCACGCGUGCGUUCCGAGUGCCACAGUAACCGUUCUGUGCCUGCAAUACGAAGAAAAGAGAAAAAGAAAUCUUCCUUAAAAAAAAAAAAAAGUGUAAAGAAUGUGGAAAUUCUUCGCUUAUGCAAUCUGUACAUGAACCUUUUUGGUGGAGCUGAAAAGCCACGUUGCCUGCAGGGAUUCAUAUAUUUAUAAAAAUAUCUAUAUUUUUGUUGUCGUCGUUUUUAUAGCUUCAUGAUCGUACUACCCAGCUACAUAGAAGGAAUCCUUUCUGGAAGAAGAGAAAACAGAGCUAAGUAAAAUGCAAAUUGUCAUGGAGAAAUGAAAGUAAAAAAUAGUAAGAAGAGAUGGUCAAGUCAUCUGAAGUGCCAGCGCCUUGGCCCUCGCACGGGGCUGGGAGCGACAGGUCCGUGCCAAGGCAGGAGCAGAUCCAGGGAUGGCAGAGACCCCAAGGGGUCCCUGGGGAGCAGAGCCUCGCCCACCUGAGAGCAGAGGGUGCCCUGACACCUGGCUCCUGGAGCCCACACGGCACCUCAAGUCACACCCUGACCUUUGAGAACAGCCAGCUGGGGGGGAAAAGAGGAAUAAAUCUCGGUUUUGGGGUUUGCCUGUUCUUGCUUGCCAAGGGUGAGUGGGGGGAGCAGCUCUUCCAUCCACCCCUCGACACCAGAGGUUUGGCUCCAUCUACGUGCAGUGACUCGGAGAAAGAAGUUACGGGUACCUGUAGGCAAGAGCCUUUAACUUAUAUCAAAAAGGUUUAUUCCAGAGAAUCUGUGUAUAUAUCUAUAAAUAUAUCGUGUAUAUAUAUAAAUAAAUAUAUUAAAAGAAAAGAAUGUAUAAUACUAAUGCAACGUAAAGCAGUACUGAGAGAGAGAGUCUCAAAAUACGAGCAUUGCAAUCUAGGAUAUACUGAUCUGGGCAAAAGGAAAGAUGUUUUUGAUUGUUUGUUUUGUAUCUUCACAGUUUUGUUUUAAAAAUUGUACCUUAACAUGUAUAUUUGUAAAGUUAUUUAUAGACAUUAACAUAUCUGUUCAUUGGUUUAAAUAGCAUAGCGUUACUGUAAACUUUAAAUUUCACCAAACUUAAGGGUGUUUUUUUUUAACUUAUUAAAAAUGGAGAAAAAAUAUAUUAAUCAAGUUUUUCCUUUGUGUUUAUGGGAAAUAUUGAAAGAAUGUAUAGAUGUACAGUCCUUUAACAAAUUACAUUUAAUGUUAUAAAUAUAUAUAUGUAUUCAUUAAAAAAAUAUUAGUUUAUCCUGGAUUGCAGUGAGCAAAGGUAAGUUUAUUUUUCAAUACAUCACCAGUGGUUAAAACCAAACAAAUAGCAGCAGAGAGAUGAUUUUUACAUAUUUCAGAAAAACAGGGCCAAGAAUUCUUCCAUCAGUUUAACCACUGUGCAUUAAGGGGGUGUGGGUGUUUAUUUUUCUAUUUUCAAAUGAAGGUAUUCUUUGUGGUCGAUUUAAUAACAAGUAUGCAGCAAAGUGAAAUGUUGACUUUGGAUGGUGCAGGGUAGGUUUUUUCUCUCCCCUUUGCCAGUACUGUUGUAUUUUGGGCUUCAGAAAUGCCAUGUGAGCAAAAUAGUGACACUGUUUGCAGGAGAGCUGCUACAGCUGCAUAUUUCUUUUGCAUCUAACACAUUGGAAAGUGCCAGUGAUGCCUGAUUUUUGGUGUUUAGAAUGCUAUGCUGUUGUGUUCCUCAACGCCAGAUAGCUGUGUAAAAGCACAGGAGUGACCUAAAGAAUGUUAGCAUGGAUCAAGCUGACAGUGGGGGAUGUUUGGGCUGAGGAUUUUUUGUGGGUGGGUUUUUUUUUUUUUUGUCCAGAAGACUUCUUCAUGUACUACCAGAAGAGGCAAAGCAAAUUACAUCCUGAAUUCUUACAUUUUUCUCUGGUGCAUAUUGCAUAUCAAUGUUUCAGAAUAACAGGAUGACAGCAUCUCAUUUAAAGAUUUUUUUUUUUCUUCUUAGAGCCACAGAAUCCUUAUCCUAAAAUAAAUAAUUUAUAGUUUGAGGUUACUUCAGUGGAAGUUUGAGAAGGUAGAUUUCUAUAGAUUUUUGUUUUGUUGGAAUAAAAAAAAAGAAUUUUUUGGUAUUUUCUUACAAAUGUCUGCUAAUUGUGUACAUUCCAAGUACUCGAAGCAAAGAGUUUUCCUGUACUGAAAAAAGAAAAUGUACAAAACUGUGCAUGGUUUUAAAUGUUACUAGAUAUUAUAAAUAUAUAUAUAAUUUAUUGAGUUUUUACAAGAUGUAUCUGUUGUAGACUUGUUGACUUUAACAUUUCUUAUUCAAUGCUUAUAUAGUUUUAUAGCCUGGACUAUUAUCUUUAAAAGCUUAAAAAAAAUUAAAAGUUCCAAUUUUGUUACAUUUUAUACUGUUGAUGUUACAAUCCACAGGUUUGCAUAGUGUGAUUUUUGCAAUGAGCAACUCUGUUCAGUUUAUUUUAAUACUGUACUUCUGUGCCUGACAGCUGCAGCUGUCGAAGGUGUGAGAUGAACACUAAAUAAAACUAUUCUGCUUUUGUUAACACGGGAAACUUACUUCUACCAAAAAAAAAAAAUAAACAAGUUGAUAAA
Molecule: messenger RNA, 5808 nt
Organism: Motacilla alba alba
Lineage: Eukaryota; Metazoa; Chordata; Aves; Passeriformes; Motacillidae
Gene: FGFR3
Product: fibroblast growth factor receptor 3
Exons: 17
Coding region: 321-2822 (833 amino acids)
Biological process (GO): protein phosphorylation; positive regulation of kinase activity; multicellular organism development
Cellular component (GO): membrane; signaling receptor complex
Molecular function (GO): ATP binding; fibroblast growth factor receptor activity; fibroblast growth factor binding
Source: RefSeq, a predicted model, not a curated record